GGAACUCACUCUGUUCAAAAGCUCCCACUUGAUCGGAUAGCACAGAAUAUUCUCGAACAGUCUUUAACCACCAACCCCUUUCACUCUACACUGUAAAUUCUAUAGUCUAUUCACAAACCAUAAUGGAGUUUUAUGGUCGCAACCCAUCCAUGGAAGGCAACCAGCCGGAUCCGGCUGUUUACUGGAGUUCUCCGGGAGCGGAAACAGGGCUCGAAGAGUCCAUGUGGCAAUUGGGAUCGGGCAGCAACAGAGAGUUGUACCCAGAGAGGCCCGGCGAGCCCGAGUGUGUCUACUAUAUGCGUACCGGAUCAUGCGGUUAUGGUUCCAGGUGUCGUUUCAAUCACCCUCGCGAUCGUAGUACGGUUGUGAGAUCUGUGAGACCCGGAGGAGGGGAGUAUCCAGAGAGGGUGGGCCACCCUGCUUGCCAGUAUUAUUUGAAGACUGGGACUUGCAAAUUUGGUGCUUCCUGUAAGUACCACCAUCCAAGAUAUGGUGGUGGAUCAGUGAGCCCUGUAUCACUAAAUUAUUACGGAUUCCCAAUGCGACCGGGAGAGAGAGAGUGUUCCUACUACAUGAAGACAGGGCAGUGCAAGUUUGGUAGGACCUGUAAAUUUCAUCAUCCUCAACCGGCAGGCGUAUCAGUGCCGGCAUCUGCACCUCCUUUUUAUCCAAUGGUGCAGUCUCCUUCUGCUCAUUCUCCUCACCAGUUUAGGGGAGUGACAACCAGCUGGCAAGUCGCGAGGCCUCCACUGUUAACUGGUUCAUUUGUGCAAGGGGCUUAUGGCCCUGUGUUGCUUCCUUCAGGGAUGGUACCAGUUCCAGGCUUUAAUCCUUAUCUUCAGGGACCUGUUACCGCAGUAGCAUCCCCUACCACUCAAUCCACUGUUGGAGCAGGUCCAGUUUAUGGGGUAACGCAGCUAUCUCCCUCAGCCCCUGCAUAUCCAGGACCUUACCAAACAUUACCUUCCCCUGCUGGCCCUUCUAGCAAUGGUCAGAAGGAACUCAUAUAUCCUGAAAGACAUGGCCAACCUGAAUGUCAGUAUUACAUGAAAACGGGAGAAUGUAAAUUUGGUUCGUCAUGUAGAUAUCAUCAUCCGCGGAAAUGGAUUACACCAAGAACAAAUUGUGUCCUCAGCACUAUUGGUCUCCCUUUACGUCCGGGGGCUCCACCUUGCACUUUCUAUGCGCAAAAUGGGGUAUGCAAGUUUGGACCUACAUGCAAAUUUGAUCAUCCAAUGGGGAUACUUAGCUACAGUCCAUCUGCAUCUUCUCUUGCUGAUAUGCCAGUUACUCCCUACCCUGUUGGGUCUUCGCUGGCAACUCUGGCGCCAUCAUCUUCAUCUUCAGAGUUGCGAAUUGAAUUUGUUUCAGGGUCCAGUAAGGACUCUUUCUCAACCAGAAUCCCAUCUUCUGAAAACAUGGCCAGUGGUUCAGUUGGUUCAAUUUUCUCAAAGAGUGGGACUGUUCCUCAUUCUCGAGUCCAAAAGUCUGGUCAGAGUUUUUCCCCACCUAGUGGAAGUGGCACAGGUCAAACUGGUGAGACUCAUAGUUCAAGCUGAGUAGAACUGAAAGCCAUUCCUCAUCGUUCCUCUCCCGGGUUAAUUUUAAUGCAACUAGGUAGGUUCACAAAUUCUUGCACCCAGGAACUUAGAUCCAGAUAAGGGCUUCCUUCUUAGUUGUGAAGGUUCUGUCAACCAAUCCAGCUAUGGCUCAAACUUAGUCUGUCCAGCCUUGUUCAUAUUAUCCUAGUAUCACCAACUCUUUCAUCUCAAAUAAGCUAUAGCCGUCCUUGAAAGGUAUAGCAAAAUCCCAUAUAGUCUUCACCUCUCAUACCUAAUAACCACAAUGGGAAGCCCUUCAGGUAAACCCGUAUUUCUCCAGCUUUAAAGCUGUUGUGUUUAUUUAUGCUCGUUUCAAAACGAAUAGGAUCAGUCUGUUCCACUUUGUUUUCAUCCUAUUUAGCAGUUUGGUCAUGUUUUUAAUUUCUUUACCUUAAAUUUGGGAACAAGGUUCCAAAUUUGUUAUUCUACUAAGCAAGGAAUUGGAAGGUGGUCUUGCUCCUCCCCCUUUUUUGUCCAGGGGUUUACUGUUGAAUAUUAAGUUUAGGUACUCUUGAAGAGGCAUCUCAGUUAGUGCCCCAUGUGGGUUAAAGGACAUGACUCGAUUAUGUAAGGCUGGAAUAUUCUGAACAGGGCUAAUAAUCUAUCUACUAAAAUACA
Messenger RNA from Telopea speciosissima, 2219 nucleotides. Its product is annotated as zinc finger CCCH domain-containing protein 32-like. The transcript is spliced from 7 exons. Gene Ontology annotation, molecular function: metal ion binding; mRNA binding. The coding region runs from base 123 to 1559 and encodes 478 amino acids. The record is from RefSeq and is a predicted model, not a curated record. NCBI's taxonomy places the organism in Eukaryota, Viridiplantae, Streptophyta, Magnoliopsida, Proteales, Proteaceae.